ACAGCUUAAAACAUAUCUCACAGUUUUAGCUUGAUUUUAAUCGCAUAGCUUUGGGGAAAGCACGAUAAUUUACUUGAAAGUCAAAACGUCAACUGUUUCUUUAACAAUGCCAAACAGUUCAGUAUUGGGGUUAUUAGGUGACCCGACAUUGGAAGAGGAAUUCAGGCGGUUAAAAAAGCGGGAUUUGACAGAGUCGUACUUGUUUAAAAUGGCAUGUGGUUCGUCUCGACCACUGAAAUGCAGGAAUACUGUCAUAAGUAAGCAGAUGGUGGAUAAAAGGAACGCCAUAACUUGUCGUCCACUGCCUAGAAACUUUAGCGUUCUACCUGACACACCUGCAUCAGAGAACAGAUGCGCGUCGUUGCAUAUGUUCACACAUUACCCUGGGAAGAAGCCCGAGGAACACCCGGAGUGGGUCAGCGAGCGAAAAGCAUUUCGACAAGCGCUUGACGGGAUGGGUGAUCUGCGUAGAUGGCUUCAUAGCAAGCCGAUUCUCACAGACAUGGAGGUUUUUAUCACGCAACGAGAGGGACAAGCUAAAAUGAUGUCAUUGUCCUUUCCAGAAAAAUGCAAUUAUCCUUCACCACCAGACGCUGCCGCUUCUCCUUGUGCCCUCAAACAUGAAGUUGAAGAAGUGAAGAGGUAUCUGCGCACCUUCAAGCUCCUUGCCUGCAAUCUCUCCAAAUACUUGGACUGGCAUGGGACUGGCAAAAUAAAGCGUGCAGACCUCCAUGUGAUGUUUGAGAAGGAGGGCUUCUUACUACAACCUGAGCGGCUGGAUGCACUGAUGUCCUCCUUAAAUAGUAUGGAUGGGAACUCAGUAACUGUGGUAGACCUGGCUGCUGGUAUACAGGCUUGGAGUACAAAGCUGAAGGACAGGGAAGAACAAAGAACAAAUUCAGGCAUGUGUUGGUAUGGAGUAAAAGGAGUGGCCAAAAUUGGUUAGUGUAUAGACUGUGUUUUGAAUAUGACAUCCUUCUCUUGUGUAACAUCACAUAACAAAUUACUGGAUUUAAUUGAAUGCAGACAAUCAAAGAGUGGUUGGGUCAAGAAGUAAUCUUCAAACAUAUGGAAUCAUAAAUGAUCAGCGAGAGGACCAGGACGAGGAGGGGUUGCAGGAUAUGGAGGUGUUAGUGAUUAUGCGAAGAGUUCUGGGCAGUAAGAUCCAGGACACCUUUUCUUGCCCUUCUACUCUGAGUGGCCCUAUGGGGAGAGAAGUAGACCAUUACAGGAGACUUUGUUUUAGAGAAUAUCUGAAAUCACUGGAGCAAUGCCAACAAAAUAUUCAUAAUGUGAGCCAAGCUACUCUACAGAAAGUCCUGUUGCACCCCAGUGACAAGAGCAUAUCUAGCUGCUCCAAAAUGGGAGGCAAAGAUCUCUUCCCAGGCCGAGGUAGACACGGAACGGGGCCUGGCAUCCCUCUGUACACCCAAAAUGUAUAGAGUGGAAAAUGAGAAAGGUGCACCACGGAAAUGUCACAAAAAGGAGUACCGGAAGAAGCAAUCAAGUUGUUGGGCAGACCCUAAUGCUUUCUGGCCUGGGAGGGAAGAUCAUGUACGUUUGUUCUUACCUGUGAUGAAGCAGUCUCCUGCAAUGGUUUUGUUUCAGUGCAUUGAACGUACUGCUGCACCAAGUCCUGGAAACUGGCCUAUAAAUCAUUUAGGAUACUCAACUUCUGGAGAUAUAGGAGCACACAAGGUGUACACACUGUAGAUCUUUUUGAUGAUUUUUUACCUAAACAUCCCAUAAAGACCUUUCUCAUAUUGCCAAACAUGCUGAUCUGCUGGCUUUAGAAAAUAAAAACAUUCUUUAUUGUGUUAAACAAUCAAGCUUAA
Messenger RNA from Xyrauchen texanus (razorback sucker), 1835 nucleotides. RefSeq lists its product as uncharacterized. The record is from RefSeq and is a predicted model, not a curated record. Lineage: Eukaryota; Metazoa; Chordata; Actinopteri; Cypriniformes; Catostomidae. The transcript has 6 exons. The coding region runs from base 107 to 946 and encodes 279 amino acids.